AUGACAGCUCAAGAAGAUAACAUGAAGCCUAAGGCAAUGCAGAUCUCGUCGAUCUUGACAGGCAACAGGCAAGGAGAGCAAAGCGUAGAAGCGUCGAUUGGGACAGUCGGAGACUUCGUGGCGAACUUUCGGAACAAGAUGAAGGCAGCAGUUGCGAUGGACCGGCUUAAAGAAGGUGAGGCGAACCGAUUAAAGUUGAUGAAAGCGGAAUUCGAGCUGCUCGCGACAACAGGAGGGUUGUACAUCCGGCCGGAGACGGUGAACGAGCUGCGGGCGCGACUCGGGCAGCUAGACCCGAAGAUUUUCGAGAAGAUAUCGCGGAGGAGCCGGAACGUGCGGCAGGAGGAGGAGGCGUACCGGCGGGUGAAGAACGCGCGGCUCCGGAGGCUGGUGGAGCUGCAGCGGCAGCGGGAGGGGCAGCUGGCGGAGCUUCAGCGGGCCCUGGGGCGGUGUACCGGGCGGGGGCCUGGUGGGUUUGUGUUGCGACUGAAGCGGCCGAUGACCGGGAACGACGGGGUGGGUCCCGCGGGUCCCGGUGGAAGGAGUAAGCGGCGGCGGCGUGGCACCCGGCAGCUACCGGGCGAGGCUCUACCGGGCGACGUGCUGAUGUCCACCGGGGAGCUACCGGGCGCCGGCCACAUGACCACCAAGGAGCAGCGGGCGUUGACCCGGCAGUACGACAACACGUACGUGGGCCUUUGGAAGGACAUGUCACGCAAGGAUGGCCCAAAGGCGUACCGGCAGUUCCAGCAGUCGGCCCAGGCAAAGCUGCUGAACAUGCGGAAAACUGCACAGCUCGCAGCAAGGGAGUCCAAGCGGUGGAAAGCGAAGACAACGAAGUCCGUGAAGGACCAGACAACGAAGGCCCGGCGGUCGAUGCGUGAGAUGUUGAAUUUCUGGAAGAAAAACGAGCGUGAGGAGAAGAUGCAGCGGGUGAAAGCGGAGCAGGAGGCGAUAGCCAAUGCGAAGAAGGAGGAGGAGCAGCGGGAGGCGAAGCGGCAGGCGAGAAAGUUGAAUUUCUUGAUCAACCAGACGGAGUUGUACUCGCACUUUAUUGGGAAGAAGCUCAAGACGGAGGAGUAUGAGCGGGAGGGGAAUGAGAAGGAGAAUGAGGGUAAGGAUGAGAAUAAGGAUGAGAAUAAGGAUGAGAAUAAGGAUGAGACCAUGGAUAUGAGUAAUGCACAUCCCUCCCACUCUAUCCCCCCAGACUUCGACCUCCAGAACGACCAGCAACUACAGCAGGCUGCUGCUGCAAACGCACAGUCGGCAGUGCAGGCCGCAAAGCGCCGUGCCCAGCAGUUCAACGGUGCAGAGAUGAACUUCCAGGACCCUACUUCGUCCCUCGGCGGCAUCAGCAUCCCCCAGCCCAAGAUGCUCGACUGCACGUUGAAGGAGUACCAGAAGAAGGGCCUUAACUGGUUGGCGUCGUUGUACGAGCAGGGUAUUAACGGGAUCCUCGCAGACGAGAUGGGACUCGGCAAAACCGUGCAGAGCAUCUCGGUGUUGGCGUACUUGGCGGAGACGUACAACGUGUGGGGACCGUUCUUGGUGGUGACGCCGGCAUCAACGUUGCACAACUGGCAGCAGGAGAUCACGAAGUUCGUGCCGGAGUUCAAGGUGCUCCCGUACUGGGGCACGGCGAAGGACCGGCGGAUCUUGCGGAAGUUCUGGGACCGCAAGAGCAUUGUGUAUCACCGGGAGUCGGCGUUCCACGUGGUGGUGACGUCGUACCAGCUCGCGGUGGCGGACUCGCAGUACUUCCAGAAGAUGAAGUGGCAGUACAUGAUCUUGGACGAGGCCCAGGCCAUCAAGUCGUCGCAGUCGUCGCGGUGGAAGUCGCUGCUCUCGUUCCAGUGCCGCAACCGGCUCCUCUUGACGGGAACGCCCAUCCAGAACAACAUGCAGGAGCUCUGGGCCUUGUUGCACUUCAUCAUGCCCUCGCUGUUCGACUCGCACGACGAGUUCAGCGAGUGGUUCUCCAAGGACAUCGAGUCGCACGCCGGCGACCACACGCAGCUCAACCAGCUGCAGUUGCACCGUUUGCACGCCAUCUUGAAGCCCUUCAUGCUCCGCCGAGUCAAGAAGAACGUCCAGAGCGAGUUGGGCGACAAGAUCGAGGUCGACGUCUUCUGCGAGUUGACCUCCCGCCAGAAGAAGCUCUACCGCAUGCUUCGGUCCCAGAUCAACCUCAUCGACUUGAUCGAGAGCAACCGGAGCAUUCACUCCGACCGGAAUCGCCGCAGAGCCCACUCCAGGAGACGUACGGCCUCACCUUCGCCCUCCGGUGCAUCUUCCGGCGGUCUUUCCGGGCCCUCUGCAUCUACCGGCUUCAACUACGACGAUGAGGAGUCCGGCGACUCGCUCAUGAACGUGGUCAUGCAGUUUCGGAAGGUCUGCAACCACCCGGACCUCUUCGAGCGGGCCGACUCCAAGUCGGCGUUUGUUUGUGGCCGUUUUGCCGAGAGCGGGUCUCUGAUCCGGGAGACGAAUGCCGAAUCGGGCUCUGGUGGUGCCGACGGGUCCACAAACUACCUCGAGCUCGACUAUACGACGCGGAAUGAGAUAUCCAUGCACAUUCCGCGGCUCGUUUUCGACGAGUUGCUUGGCCCGGGGCCGGAAAGCCGCGUUUUUGACGCCAAGACCAGCAUCCCGGCCCAGUUCAGCAUCUGGGCCCCGGAGAACAUCCGUGACAGCCCCGGCAUGCAGGCCCUGGUGUUGUCCGGGCUGUCUGUGGGCGAGAUUGCCGCCUCUGUGCACCGAAACCUGCUACAAGAGGCGAUUUCCCGCCGCAGCUACGUGGCCCAGGAACCCGCAAAGCCCCCCAUUCUGUCCGUGCAGGACCUCUGCGCCAAGCAGAUGUAUGUGGCAGACAUGCAGCCGUGUGCAUUCGACGCGUGCCGGGCCCCCCCGGUGGCCCUGGAGUGCUCGAGCCGGCGGUUCGUGCAAUGGCAGGCGGACCGGCUGCAGGACCUCGGCAUCAGGCAGGCAUUGAGCCCAUUGAGCCUGGACACGCAGUGGCAACUCUACCGGGCGGACGUGCCGGUGGAAAACUGGCCCAAGGCUGAGAUGCUCCCCCGCUUGCUGUCCCGGCACGCGUCCCACUCCACCAUCAGGCUCCCCUCCAUGGAAAGAUUCGUGAUGGACUCGGGAAAGUUGAAGAAACUCGACCAGAUGCUCCCCGUGUUGAAGAAAAACGGCCACAAGUGCCUCGUCUACUUCCAGAUGACCCGGAUGAUGGAUCUCAUGGAGGAGUACUUGACCUACCGCCAGUACAAGUACAUCCGGUUGGACGGCUCUUCUCGCUUAAGCGACCGCAGAGACUUGGUCGAUGACUGGCAGACCAACCCAGAUCUCUUCAUCUUCCUUCUCUCCACCCGGGCCGGUGGCUUGGGCAUCAACUUGACCGCUGCCGACACUGUCAUCUUCUACGAUUCCGACUGGAAUCCAACCAUUGACUCCCAGGCCAUGGACCGUGCCCAUCGGUUGGGCCAGACCCGCCAGGUCACCGUUUACCGUCUUCUGGUCAAGGGCACCAUCGAGGAGCGGAUGCGUGACCGUGCCAAGCAGAAGGAGCAGGUCCAGAAGGUCGUCAUGGGCGGAAAAAUGGACGGUGAGGCCGACUCCCGCCCGGAAAACCCCUCAGGCUCCGACACAGGGCUCUCCACGCGGAGCGGCAGCGAGGCCAACAUCGAUGCCUCGUCAUUCACGGGCUCGUCCAAGGGUAAGGCCAAGAACAAGAAGGAGAUGGCCAUGUGGCUUUUCAAGGAGGAUGAUGAUUAG
Molecule: messenger RNA, 3780 nt
Organism: Brettanomyces bruxellensis
Lineage: Eukaryota; Fungi; Ascomycota; Pichiomycetes; Pichiales; Pichiaceae
Exons: 1
Coding region: 1-3780 (1259 amino acids)
Biological process (GO): DNA repair
Cellular component (GO): Ino80 complex
Molecular function (GO): ATP-dependent chromatin remodeler activity; ATP hydrolysis activity; DNA binding
Source: RefSeq, a predicted model, not a curated record